Messenger RNA from Lycium ferocissimum, 1342 nucleotides. RefSeq names its product peroxisome biogenesis protein 22-like. Bases 160 to 1041 code for a protein of 293 amino acids. Gene Ontology annotation, biological process: peroxisome organization. The record is from RefSeq and is a predicted model, not a curated record. The transcript has 7 exons. NCBI's taxonomy places the organism in Eukaryota, Viridiplantae, Streptophyta, Magnoliopsida, Solanales, Solanaceae.
UCUAUCUGUCUUUCUUUAUUUUCCUGGAAAGAGUGUCAUUUGUCAAUUUCAUAUUCUCUUUUAUUUCGAUCAAAACUUGGACUAGACAAAGUCUUGGCCGGAAAACUCAAAACGGCAACGAAGAAGAACCAAUUUUACUGAAUUGGCAGUAGAAAUAAGAUGGGUGAUUACUCCAAGGACGAUUUCCUUCAGCUAAUCAAGCGAUUUGGCGCUUUCUUAACCGUCAAGAUUUCUAAUCUCUUCGGCACACUGGAUUCAAGAUCUGUGGGUGCCAUAGCAGGUCUUGCAUUUGCAAUAGUUUUUACCUGGAGAGUGUGGAGAUCACCUAGUCCACAACGGAGGCUUCCUAAGCGACAGGGUGCUACAUCUAGUAGUUCUGGUGUAAGCAAUCAUGCAAGUGCAAAUGUUGCAACUUCAGGAGUUAUCCCUUCUUCUGAGGAUUCAAAUGCUCAAAAUGUUAUUGAUGAGUUUUUCCAGACAGUAAAGCCAACACUUGGACAGAUUGUUAGGCAACGGCUGAGUGAAGGGAGGAAGGUGACAUGUAGGUUGCUUGGAGUGAUACUGGAGGAAACUAGCCCAGAGGAGCUUCAGGUAAUAAUUAUUUCAGGCUCUGAUAUGGACCGGUGUUUAAAUGCCGUUGACAUUGUUUAUACUUUGUCUUGGCAGCAACAAGCAACCGUGCGAUCCUCUGUACUCGAAGUAUUGCUCGAAAUAACCAAAUUUUGUGACCUUUAUCUCAUGGAAAGAGUUCUCGAUGAUGAAAGUGAAAAAAAGGUCCUCCUGGCUUUAGAGAAUGCUGGAGUGUUUACAUCUGGAGGCCUGGUCAAAGACAAGGUUCUCUUUUGCAGCACUGAGAUUGGACGCACAUCCUUUGUUCGACAGCUAGAACCUGAUUGGCACAUAGAUACAAAUCCGGAAAUCACUUUUCAGCUAGCGAGAUUCAUCAAAUAUCAGUUACAUGUUUCACCUAACAAGCCGGAAAGAACAGCAAUCAAUGUCUUCAACUCAACAACAUUGGAGCAGUUCUUUGGAAGUGUUUAGAUGCAACCAACAAGAGCUCUAGCAAAUUUCGUUUAUUUUAGGUUUUUUUUCUUCUUCUUUUUUCCAUCUUUUUUGUUGUUGUUUUCCCUUUUCUUCUCCUCUCAAAUCGAUUCGGCAUGUGAAAAUCCUCAUAUGUUUUGACUUCUAUUUUUAUUUGCUUUUCUUGCUUCCUGCUGCUUCAUAGUGUGGGAUUAAGGCGCAGUAAUUGUAACACUGGUAUUGUCGAAACAAAUCUAUCUCUGUUGCUGUGUAUCGACCUCUUUUCAAUCAUAGAUGUGAAUGUCAUUAUAAGUUGCUACUA